AGACGGUAGCAGAGAGUCACAAGACUCAGUCACUGCCCGUUGUGGUUCUUGGUCUGCUGCAGAUACUGGACUGAGAGUUCAGGAAAUUCCUACAGACUCUGGGGCAGGGAUUUUGGCUUGCGCAUAUGCUAUUGGAAAAGCUGACAGUUUUGAAAGGGGUCUUGUAACUGCCUGGAGUCAGUCGGAAAAGAAAGAGAGCGAGAGACAGAGACAAUAGGCCUCAUGCCAUCUUUAAAGGGUGUCUCAGUCUACUUUUAUCUCCCUGUUACACCCUGAGUGCAUUAGCUUUGACUUCAGGUUGAGAGCCCAUGGUCAGAAUGAUGACCCAGGAACAGUGCCCUCAUAGAAACAAUGUCCAAAGUACUGAAAAGCCACAAGUUUAUAAAGUGGGGAUAUACGGUUGGCGGAAACGUUGCCUUUACUUCCUUGUACUACUCCUCAUGAUCCUCAUAGUGGUCAACCUUGCUCUCACCAUCUGGAUCCUCAAAGUUAUGAACUUCACUAUAGACGGCAUGGGUCACCUGCGUAUCACAGAAAGAGGCCUGAAACUGGAGGGCGAUUCGGAAUUCCUUCAGCCGCUGUAUGCCAAAGAAAUCCAGUCCAGACCAGGAAGCCCAUUGUUCCUGCAGUCUUCUAAGAAUGUGUCUGUCAACAUCCUCAAUGAGAAGAAGCAAUUAGUAUCUCAGCUUGUUGCAGGUUCUCAUGGAGUUCAUGCAAGAGGCAAAAUGCUGGAGGUAAAAUCAAGUGCAGGAAAGUUGCUCUUCUCUGCUGACGACAAUGAGGUUGUAGUUGGUGCAGAGAGAUUACGAGUUAUGGGAGCUGAGGGUGCAGUGUUCAGCAACUCAGUGGAGACCCCGCACGUGAGAGCUGAGCCCUUCAAAGAGUUACGGUAAGACAGUGGGAGUGUUGCUGAGGACAAUGCUAGAGAUCACUCUGUCAUGCUGAUUGAGUUAGAAUAA
This is a messenger RNA of Sinocyclocheilus anshuiensis, 959 nucleotides long. RefSeq names its product sarcoglycan, delta (dystrophin-associated glycoprotein). Gene Ontology annotation, biological process: cardiac muscle tissue development; heart contraction. The record is from RefSeq and is a predicted model, not a curated record. Gene Ontology annotation, cellular component: sarcolemma; sarcoglycan complex. NCBI's taxonomy places the organism in Eukaryota, Metazoa, Chordata, Actinopteri, Cypriniformes, Cyprinidae. The transcript has 7 exons.